This is a messenger RNA of Sebastes umbrosus (honeycomb rockfish), 941 nucleotides long. Its product is annotated as histidine triad nucleotide-binding protein 3-like. Gene Ontology annotation, molecular function: catalytic activity. The coding region runs from base 68 to 499 and encodes 143 amino acids. The transcript has 5 exons. NCBI's taxonomy places the organism in Eukaryota, Metazoa, Chordata, Actinopteri, Perciformes, Sebastidae. The record is from RefSeq and is a predicted model, not a curated record.
UUACUGGCAGGAGGAGGAGGAAGAGUGGAAGAGGAAACUACAGACAUUUCAAGAACAUACCGGAAAUAUGGCGGAAAACAAACCACAAUCUAAUACAAGAAUUGACAAAAAUUGUAUUUUCUGUUUGAUAGCCAACGAUCAAGACAAAGAAACAAAAGUCAUCACAAAGAACAACGAGCUGGUGUGUUUUAGAGACAUCGUCCCUGCUGCUCCUCACCAUUACCUGGUUGUACCCAUACAGCACAUACACAGCUGCCUCUCACUGAACAUGGAACACAUCGGCCUCGUUGAAAGGAUGGCUGAAAUGGGGAAAGCUGUUCUACACAACCAAGGGAUCACUGACAUGAGGAACAUAAGUCUGGGCUUCCACCAACCUCCCUUCACUUCAGUUGAUCACCUCCACCUCCAUGUGCUCGCCCCCAGCAGCCAAAUCUACAGCUACUUGAACUAUAAGUUCAUUCCAACCACCGACAGGAAGAACGUCUCCGGAGGUAUCUAAAGGAUAAAAGUCCAUCAGCCCAUGAUAAUUUGUGUUUACCAUGUUGAGACAUUACAGCGAUGACAACAUUAUAAACUGUCGUCUGGAAAGAACAUUAUCUGGAAACUGAGUCAGUAAAUGAGAUAAUGAAGCGGAUAAAUCAAUUAGUUUUGAAAGGAAAGCCAUAGCAUUGAGAUGUCACUGUAGAGAAACGACUACACACGCUGGACGUCUGUAUGUGCAGCAGACAGUAUGCUAUGCACAUACAGUAUAAUCAGUUGUAUUGUACUGUUUGUUGUCGGCUUUGUCUGUAUGAAUGUAUGUAAAUUACCAAAGUGUGAAAUUAUAUUUAUUAUAUUUUAUGGUCCGUGAUAAAGAAAAACAAUGGAUUGACUCCAUUGAACACCAUUCUGUGUGUAUGGGUUUCUUGAGAUAUCUUAAAAUGAAAUUAUUUUGAACAGAA